Molecule: messenger RNA, 1177 nt
Organism: Paramecium sonneborni
Lineage: Eukaryota; Ciliophora; Oligohymenophorea; Peniculida; Parameciidae
Source: the annotation of a GenBank genome assembly
AUCAAAUGUAAAAUAUCAAAUAGAUGAGAGAAAAGUAUGAAUAAAUCAAAAACAUGAAUCCAAAAAGAUCCAACAGUGCUAGAUCUUAAAUGAGUCAAUCAAAAUAUCAGAUUCAAAUCAGUUAGUCUUAAUAACGAUUAGAAAAUACAUAAUCCUUAUUAUGUAGCCCUUGUUAUAAUAGGAAAUUAUAUGAGUAACGGGAAUUCUUAAAAAGACAAGAAAGUGAAUUAGAAAAGGUCUUAUAUUUUAUAAACUUUUAGAACCUAACUAAAAAAUAAUUGGAAAUCAAUCUGAAGGAAGAGUAGUCAAAAUCUAAAUUUGAACAAUAAUAAAUAAUCCAAAAGAAAUAGAUAGAAUAGCAUAAUUUAUAAUUAUCAAGUUAAUACUAUUUAAAGAAAUAAGAAAUGCAAUAAAAACAGAAAGCUUAAGAAAUAGAAUUUCAAAGGGAAGUUAUACUUAAAAACUAAGAAAUAGAGUAAUAUGAAAAAAUGCAAAAAUUAUAAAAAUUAUAGAACCUCGGAUAAGAAUUGAAGGAAUAGAUAGAAGAGAAAAAAAGAUAGACUUUGCAAAAUUAUCAUUAAAACAAUGAAAUCAUUGAUGAUCCUUAUUGGAGGCAUUAAUCUUAAGGAGAAAAAGAGGUUUAACAAAGAAGAAAUUAUUAAUAACAAUAUGUCAAUAAUAAUUGGACUCAUUUUGAGAGAGAAAGAUUAAAAAAGAUAAAUAAGAAAAAAGAAGAUUAGGAAAAAGAUUUUUAAGAUAGAAUUAAAGCUUUAAGAGAUUAUGAUCAUUUUUUAUAACAAGAAAAACUAGAAAAAAUUAAUACAUAGAGAUAAUUAAUAUAAAAUUUGUGUGAAUAAGUUUAAAAAAAAAAGGAAAGAGAUUUUUAAGAAAAACUGCUUAAUCAACGAUUGUAAAGAGAGAGAGAUCAAUAAGAUAUAUUAAAAUAGUAAGAAAGAGAAUUGAGAGAAAUUAAAAACAAAAAAAGUAUCAAUCAAUAAAUGAUUAUGGGAUUGGAUAAUCAGCUUAGUUUCAAGAAAUCUAAUAUUAGAAAAACCCAAGAAGAUUCUUGUAAUAAUACACUUUUGUUAUAAUCCCAAAUUAAUAAAUAAAUGGUACCUUGUUCAAACUGUAAAAGGUGCCAAGACCCAUCAUUUUUGAGUUUAUAAUGAUUUUUGCC